Molecule: messenger RNA, 3417 nt
Organism: Neolamprologus brichardi
Lineage: Eukaryota; Metazoa; Chordata; Actinopteri; Cichliformes; Cichlidae
Source: RefSeq, a predicted model, not a curated record
ACAAAAAAUAAAUACAAAAAUUUCAUAAAGACAAUAAUAAUAAUUCAAUUCAAAUAUCUAACAAAGUUAUUGACUUGUGUCUUCUCGUGGAAAAAAUGAACGUCAGUAGCGUUCGAGGUGGGAACCAUUGACCUGACACAAUGACAAGUCGGAAUCCAUUGCGCGGACGAAACGGAAGUUUAGACGGUUGCUCGGGGUGAACAGUGACAGCAGCAUCGCAGGAAACAAAAUUUCAUCCUUUCCCCCUGAACAAACCCGAGCUCCCCUUUCCCUCACCCAUGGCGUCCAAUACUAAUAUAGACAUCGAGGGUGCAACCCAGCAUCUCCGGGACAUCCUCAAGCUCGACCGCCCCGGGAACAGCACCGAUGGAAAUUCAAGUGAAAGUGGUAGAAAGCCAUCUUUUAAUGGAGAGCUGAAUGGGUUAUUGGGAACAGGCCUUCUGGGGAGCACUGAUCGGUCAACUAUGUCAGAAUCGACAAGACCCAUCUCCACAGAUCUCAGCAGUGCUCAGGAGAGUCAGAUAAUCUGCCUUUCUGGUGAUGAUGGCUCUACCUGUAUUCCAAUUACUUCUAACAAUGUGGAGAUUGUGGCAAGCCAAGACUCUAGCAUCAACAGCAAGGCUCGAGGCAGCAACAAGGUGAAGAUUCAGCCUGUUGCUAAGUACGACUGGGAGCACAAAUAUUAUUACGGCAGACUGAUAGCUGUGUCUAAUGCCUUCCUGGCCUACGCCAUCAGAGGAGCCAACAACCAUGCUAUGGUUCGUGUCCUCAGUUUGGAGUUUGGUGAGCGUUCCUUACUGAAGGGAUUCACCGGGGCCGUCACAGAUCUGGCUUUCGCCCACCUUGAUUCAUCUCUGUUAGGUUGUGUAGAUGAAGCGGGCAACCUGAUGGUCUGGCAGCUCACCUACACUGCCAACAAGAUACUAGAUCAGAUAGUAGUUCAUAUCCGACGGCCAGAAAACACUCCACUGAAUUCCCAUCGUCGCCUCAUCUGGUGUCCAUUCAUCCAGGAUGACAAUGAGGAGAACCAGGAUGAUGCCAGUCAAACUUUGGCUCUUCUACAUGAAGACAGGGCUGAGGUAUGGGAUCUGGAGGCCUUGAGAGCCAACAACAGCAGCUGGCCUGUUGAUGCCACAGAAGUAAAGGAGGGCCUCAUCGCAGUCAAGGGGCAUACCCAGAGAGUCAGCGAAGGCGCACUCUCUCCAGAUGGAACCGUGUUAGCCACAGCCAGCCAUGAUGGAUACAUCAAGUUCUGGCAGAUAUACAUAGAAGGCGGGCAAGACAAACCCAGAUGUCUUCAUGAAUUGCGGCCUCAUGGAGGACGUCCUCUCUCCUGUCUUCUUUUCUGUGACAACCACAAGAGGCAGGAUCCCGAGGUUCCUUUCUGGCGAUUUCUGAUAACUGGAGCUGACCAAAACCAGGAGUUGAAGAUGUGGUGCACUGUUUCCUGGACCUGUUUACAAACCAUCAGGUUCUCCCCUGAUCCAUUAAACUCAUCGACUCUGCCAAGCCUCAAGGCCAGCCUGGACCUCUCUGCUGAGUAUCUGAUCCUCACUGAUGUGCAAAGGAAGGUUUUAUAUGUGAUGGAGCUGCGACAGGACUUGGAGAAAGGAAAGGCAAAUUUCACAGCCGUGUCAGAGUUCCUGCUGACCCACCCUGUGCUCAGCUUUGGGGUACGUGAUGUUACCCAGUGUCGAUUGCGGCACACUGAGGUCCUUCCUGCAGAGGAGGAGAGUGAAAGCAUGACAACAGAGGGCACUCAAGGACCUACAGAGUCCAAAUCUGGAAUCCAGAUUAAACUCUACUGUGUCCACACCAAGAGUUUGCAGGAUGUUCAGAUUUGGUUUCAGCCCAAUGCAGGUUCCAACUCUGCGGCCUUCCUUCCUCAUUCAGAUUCUCAGGAUGGUCUGGCUGGGUUUUCAGAUCAUCUCACUGAUCAAAGCUCUGACAAGGAUUCAGGAAGUGGCUCACAGACUGAUCUAAGGAAGAUCCCAUCACUUCCUGCUCCCUCAGACUUCCUGUCAAAUUCGGGCACCGGCAGCGGAGUGAUGCCCAAGCUGAUGACUCCUGAUGCCUUCAUGACACCGAGCACUUCAGUACCAGCAUCUCCGGGGAGCAGUGCCAGCAGUCUGACCAUUGUGACAGCUAUAAGCAGCAACUCUGACUCAACGAACAGAGCUAUGGAGGAUGCAAGUCAGAGUCCUAACAGGGCUGACAACAGCAGUACUGGGCUGGCACUCUCUGCCUCCACCAGCAGCCCAAGAGCUGCUUCCACUGUUCUACUGCCCGGACUCGAGAGUCUGCAGGCCUUGGCAACCCCUAGUAGUCCUCUGGUACUCGACAGCUCUCAGGUUCUAGAUCCUCCACUCCUGCCACCUUUGGCAUCUCCAACUAGAGCCCGCUCCCCUGACGUCAUCUCCUCAGCAUCCACAGCCAUGUCCCAGGACAUGCCAGAGAUCGCCUCUCAGACCCUGCAGCUUCAGCGUGGACUAGUGUCCAGCUUGGAUCCCUUACCUCUUUCUGCCCUCCAGACAGACAGCAUGGCCUCUGCCGCCUCUGCACUGCACUUGUUAACCUCACCACGCUCAGCCAACAACAGCGGCUUGUUGGCCCUUGAACUUGGAGGUGCAGAAGGGCCUGUGGGUGGGGCAGCAGAGUCUGAGUCCAGACUGAGUCACACACCAUCUCUGCUUGAGAAUGCGCUAUCACAGGAAAAUCCUGUGAUAGGAGGAGGGUCCUCAGAUGGCAACGUUAGCCACACACCUUGGCCAGCUGCCCCAGAUAUCACCAGAGAAACCAGGAACAGUCUCAGGGACAACGGACUUGUUGACUGUUCAAGAGAGGAGUCACAGGACAGACACUUGAGCUCACCUUACCAUCGACGCUCAUAUCACCUGCCACAGAAUGACAGUCAGGACGCUGGAGCCGAGCAGAGUGACCCUGAUGAUGAGGUGGCCAGUCUGGCGUCAUCCUCUGGAAACUGUGGUUCUCGAUCUUCACAUAGACUACCGGUGAAUGAUUGGAAAACCUCACCACGAGGAUCGCCAAAGCCAAAGAGAAAGAUCAAGAAAGACGACAGUGAGUCAUCACAGUCCAGGCAAAUGGAUUCUGGUCAGUUUAAUGCAGAAGUACAGGACGAGUUGAUGAUGCUGUUGCGUAGCCAGCAGAGGGAGUUAACUGAACUGCGGGGACAGAUUGAAACCAUGCAGAGCUCCAUUAUGGCUCAGGUGGAACAUGUCCUGACAAAUCACCAGGAGCAAGAACGUAUCCUUCAGUAAUCUCUCACUCACUCAUGAUUGUUAUUUUGUUUUUUUAAAAUUAUGUUUCCAAAAGAGAUGUUUUGAGAAAAUUUUUAUACCAAAGGCUCAGUGAACAGCUGUGACUGUGCAAAGAUUUAAAUGUCUUUUAGCCACAUCU